This is a messenger RNA of Xiphophorus couchianus (Monterrey platyfish), 2246 nucleotides long. RefSeq names its product queuosine-tRNA galactosyltransferase (gene qtgal). Bases 386 to 1525 code for a protein of 379 amino acids. The record is from RefSeq and is a predicted model, not a curated record. The transcript has 13 exons. Lineage: Eukaryota; Metazoa; Chordata; Actinopteri; Cyprinodontiformes; Poeciliidae.
UGGCAGCGAAAAGAACCAAUCCAGUGUCUGUCCGUGUUUUGUAACAGCCAAUCAGCGUCCUGAAUUCACUGUAUGCGGAAGUUGCUACGUUUCACACUGCUCAGUUCAAUUUGAAGCUUUCCGCGUUGAAAAAUGCCCUAAUAACUACCACUAAAACCUCCAGAGCAGGUUUUAUUAAUGCAGUUUUCUGGUAUAAAUACAUGUAACAUUGCUAGCUGUUACAAAAUUACGGCUUAAUGACAGUAUUAUUCACGUGUUAGCCUCAUGGCUGACUCCUUGACCGUAAGUAGCCUGUACUUCAUACCAGAUUCAAGCAGCUAAGGUGAAGCUAGGCGACCACUGAAAGCGGCGCUGGUAGUGGGGACAUGCGGCAGCGGCGUUAGGGAUGGACCCGAAUCCAGCAAAGCGGCUCCGGACGGCGGAGGAAGAGGAAGGAGAAGUGAGAGAAAACGGAGGAGGAGAGCAGCCAGAGGCGGAGAGGAGGAAGACGGCGGAUGUGAGUAUCAUCAUGCCGGUGCACAACGCAUCAUCUUGGCUGGUGGAGUGUCUGCAGGCCAUAAUGCACCAAGACUUCACCGGCUCCAUGGAGCUCUCCGUGUUUGAUGAUGCAAGCACAGAUGACUCCAGGAAAGUGCUGGAGGGCUGGAGGGAGAGGAUGGAGGAUCGGGGAAUCUCAGUGGUGAUCUCUGGUCACGGUUCUUCCCAACCUGGAGGAGUGGGAUUUGCAAAGAAUAAGGCAGUGACUCAGAGUAGUGGACGGUACUUGUGCUUUCAGGAUGCGGAUGACAUUAUGUUGCCCCAGAGAGUCCGUUUGCAGUAUGAAACAUCUAUCCUCCAUCCAAACUCUCUGAUUGGCUGUAGAGUCCAGCGGCUGCCGGAGGGAUCUACGGAGCGAUACGCUCGCUGGAUCAACUCACUGGCUCAGGAUCAGCUCCUCACUCAGGCAUACACCUCCCAUGGGCCCACGGUUGUCAUGCCAACAUGGUUCUGCUCAAGGAAAUUGUUCAUGAAAGUCGGAUUGUUUGACGAAGGAGGCAAGGGAGUCCCGGAGGAUCUGCUCUUCUUCUACCAGUUCCUUCGUCAGGGAGGCUCUCCGCUCAGGGUGGACCAGCGCCUGCUGGUUUAUCGGUAUCACGAGGCGGCUGCUACUCAUUCUGUGACCGAGGAGACUAUCUGGAAGCUGCGCGUUGACUUUCUGCAGGAGAGAGUUCUCAGCCAGUGGGAGAGCUUCACGAUCUGGAAUGCCGGGAAACAGGGGAGGAAGCUCUACCGAAGCCUGAGCCUGAUCAAUCAGAAGAAGGUCAAAGCGUUCUGCGAUGUGGAUGAAAAAAAAAUUCAGAAGCGAUUCUACACACAUGAGGAAUCCAAGGAAAGACCAAAGCCUACGGUCCCCGUCCUGCACUACAAAGAGGCCACGGGCCCCUUCAUUAUCUGCGUUAAACUGGACAUGACAGGAGGCGUCCUGGAGGAAAAUCUCAACUCUUUGCAGCUGAAGGAAGGAACAGAUUACUACCAUUUCAACUGACGGCUCAACGUGCUGCAGGAGACCACAGGAGCCCCGCAGAUGCAAAUUCAGAAUUGAGAGGGAACUGGAAUGCAGGAUAAGCAGCCACAAGGUUCGUACCUGGUUACUGUCAUCUGCUGUAGUUUUGACUGGGACUUCUCAUAACUUUGCCCCCUGAGAUCCUGGAACAACUUCUUUGUUCUGCUGUUGAUUCUCAGCUCGACGCUUUGUCGUUACGUUGCAAAUAAAGGAGCAUCUCGACAAAUUAGCGAUUUAUUUAAAAAGUUUGUUUCUGAAAUUCAUUUUAAAAGUGUAACUCACGUCUGUGUUCAAUUCUGUCGGUUACACAUGACUUGAACGAUAUUGAGGAAGGUUAUCUUACUGAAAGGUAUUGGAGUUUACCAGUCAUUGAGUACUUUUACUUCAGUAUGUGCAAUACUAGGUUGAUGCUUCUGCUACUCUUGGGAGUGUGUGUGGCAUAGAGCUGAUCUGUGAUUAAUGAUAAAGUCCAGGCUGCUUAGCACUAUAGGCCAAUCAAGCACAGUGUAACCUUGGUUAUUAAAGCAGGUGUUGCUGUUUUUUAUUACUGUUUGUUUCAUAUGAAAUGAAACAUUUCUGCUAAACAGAUGAGUUGUAGCAAAAUAGCCCACAGUAAAUGCUUGAAAUAUAUUUCUCAACGUGUAAGGAAAGCUAUAUCAAUUUAAAUUGUUUGUUGCUGAAAUAAAUCAGUUUUGCUUCGGGA